UGUCGAACAUUUUAUUGUUGUUCUUAUCUCCUCAGAGAAACGCUCUGUGUUGACCUCUACACAAUGGCACACAAUACUAUCACAACCCCCGAUUCCUCUUCCUCUUACACAGAGCAGAGAUCAGCAGGCAAUGCCAUCGCCGAAAACAGCGAUCUCAUCACACAGAUCUUAGUUCGAUUGCCUGUAAAACCCCUUACCCAGUUCAAAUCUGUGAGCAAACAAUGGCUCUCUCUCAUCUCCGAUUCCCAAUUCUCUCUCCACCACUCUCGCCGCAAUCGCAAACCCAUCUCAGCUCUCUUCCUCCUCAGCCUCAACAAGAUCAACCCAGAAUUCUCCUUCCUUCCCUUCGCCGAUUGCUCUCUCGGGUCACCACAUUUCCAGUUCCUUGCCCACCCAGUAUGUUUUAACAAUGGAGUGUUUUGGAAUGGAAAAGUGCAUUGGAUUAGCAAUAGUGACAUUGUAUGUUUUGAUAUUGAUGAAGGAUACCUUAAAAUUAUGCCAUUGCCGUUGACUUCUAAUGGCUCGAAUGUUAUGUAUUUUGGAGAGUCGAGUGGCCAUUUGCACCAUGUUGUAAAUUUCAAAGGUAGCAAGGCUCUAUUCAAUGUUUUUGAGAUGGAAACGGACUACUCUGGGUGGGUUCUGAAAUAUUGUUGUGAUCUUGACACGGUGAUUAGACCCCCAGAUAUGCUUUUGAACCACAAGUCUUGUGCAUUUUCUCUGAUAUUUCUGGGCAGAGGAGAGAAAGAAGAUGAGUCUUGUCUUGUGAUAGGAAUACAUGGUAAACUUAUUUCUUAUGAUCUUAAGAAUAUGACCUCAAAGAAGCUUAUUGAUUUGCUGCCAUUUUGUUAUAAAAAUGGUUGGGCACAGCGUGCACGCUACAAAGCUUUGCCAUAUAAUGAGACUCUAUUUGAAGUUUAAAUAUGGUGCUUCGCUGAUGUUACCAAAUUUUCGAACUCAACAGCAUAUGUGAUCUAUAAUGCUCAUGCUUAGAUGAGUGCUUUUUGCACUAGUUUACAUGGAACCUUAGAGAGUAAUGUUAUAUUUGAGGGGAAGGAUAAUUACCUUGUCUCCGUAGUAUGUCAGGCACAUGACUUGGUGUAUAUGCUUUUUGGGCUCCUGUAUUUGUCAAUAUCUUUGGGAUGCGUGGUUCUUGACGACACAUAUGAUGAGUUUGGAAUUCAUUUGUCAUCUUUUGCUUGAAAUACAUUUCUGGAAGUUUGUGAUUAGUUUUUGCCAGCAUUCAAUGUGGCUUGGAAUGAAUGUAUAUAAUUUGUCUACUACCGAAUUCGUCACUUACCAUUUCGAUGAAAGGGAAAUGGCUUACCACUGUAACGCUGAUAGAAUUAGCAGUGUGUUCAAGCUAAUGCUUUUCUCUGAUGUUAUGAUUUUAUGGUAUGAUUUAU
This is a messenger RNA of Camellia sinensis, 1403 nucleotides long. The record is from RefSeq and is a predicted model, not a curated record. Lineage: Eukaryota; Viridiplantae; Streptophyta; Magnoliopsida; Ericales; Theaceae.